AUGGCGGAAGAACGGAAGGGAACACCAGAAACGACCAGAAAAUUGGAAUUUGGUCAAGCAGGAGACAUCUGGAACCAGAAGGAAGCACGAGACGAUCAAGAAGAUUGCCAUGAGACAAGUCAUGGCGAUCCGCCGUCGAAUGAUGAAAAUCUACGGAGCGAGUCGGAUAUUUAUAGGGGAGUGAGGCUCCUCCCACUCAUGGUGAAAUGGUGGUUUGGUAUUGGGAAAGGGGAAGGAAAUUGUUGGUUCCCUUUUGUGAACUCCAAGACCACGUAUGUGUGCCCAACUGACAUUUUCAAAGUUAUAGACUUGGCUACUGUAGCAGUCGAGCCAAGUACCUUUAAAUUCAUCGACUUCACAACACUCUUCGCUCGCUCGGAGAGGAAUGAGAAGGUUAUGCUGAAAACGGCGCGCUUUGGUUAUUUGCUCAACCUAUGCGCAUCUCCAGGACGCCCAACAGACCCCCGUCUCACUCAUUCAUCUCUGUCUCCUGCAGCAGCGAUGUCAUCCUCUUUUCCUCUCUUCAAUCUACCUCUUGAAGCAAUUCUUCAAGUGAUUAAAACUAUGGACCCCUUUGCAUUCAUAGGCUUCACACUUCUCUCCAAAAGAGCGCAAGUUCUAGUGAACUCUUUGAAUCUAGAGACAGUCGGUAUAAAAGUUGAAGUAACCGAUUCGAUAUUUGUCUGUAUGUUGGUUGGAGAAAAUAUCUUGGAAUGGGAGUUCACGAAGGGAAACCAAUCAAAACCGGAUAAAAUGAAACUGAAAAUUUUCGAAGAACGCCCUAAAAGGGGAUGGACUAUAAUAGGUUAUAAUUUUAAAGAAUGGAUGGAUUACUUCAAAACUACUUUUGACUGUUCUGGAUUUCAUUGGAUUGAGUUUCGUGAAGGCUCCCAUGUACAAGAUAUCAAUGAAAUAGGAACUUCGAUCGGGUGGAUUAAAGAACUUCAAAUUUCAAUUCACACCGAUGAAAGGGAUCAUGUUGAGUUGAUACUGAAGCAUUUCCCAACGAAGUCACUUCGUUUAAGGGGAACUUCCGAUAUUCUCCUUCAUCCUCAUCGAGUUUUGAUUCAAAACUAUGAUAGCCUCGAACUCCUUUCGGGUCCGGAGAAACCGGUUUCCUUGACAAUCGAUGAGAUGUUGCUGUUGAAUAGCAAGGAAAUAAAAAUCGGUCUGAUAAAUCUGACAGAGAAAAAUAUCAACAGGUUCAUCAAGCAUUGGCUGAGAGGAUCCAAUCCUCGAAUAGAAAGUUUGAAAAUUCAAGUUCUCUCCGCUGACGAAGAAGUGGUCUUUCCAAUUAUAAAUAAAGCUGUUGUUUUUAAAGGAAUCAAUCAUAUGGAGGUACCUAUCAACCAAGUGAGAUAUUUCAAAAGCAGCAGUGGAGAAACAUUACCAAUCAAAGGAGGUUAUGAUUUUUAUAGAAAUGACAGAACUAAGGCAACGAUUGAUAUUUAUGGAGAUGAAGACUCGUGCUUGCUGACAAUGUAUGUCUGGUAUCCGCAUUGUGUUGGAAAUUCUGAAUGA
Messenger RNA from Caenorhabditis remanei, 1521 nucleotides. RefSeq lists its product as uncharacterized. Bases 1 to 1521 code for a protein of 506 amino acids. Lineage: Eukaryota; Metazoa; Nematoda; Chromadorea; Rhabditida; Rhabditidae. The transcript is spliced from 4 exons. The record is from RefSeq and is a predicted model, not a curated record. Gene Ontology annotation, molecular function: protein binding.